AUGAAGAACGUUACCCCGUCGUCGACCUCCAAAUCGGCCACGUCCUCCAACUUAAAGGCCAAUGCUGCCAGUAAUACCAACAGCACGCUGACCUCCACCACGAUGGCGACCGGAUCUGGGAUCACCAUCGCUUCGGAGAAGAGUACCCCGUCCAGAACGCAACGCCUCUCCGUCACCUCGAUAGCGUACAAUUCUCCAGGAAUUUUAGACUACGCGGGGGGUGAACCGGAGGAGGAGGAGGACGAAGGUGGUCUGGACCAGGAUGGAAAUCCCUUAAGGAAUGAGUCCUCCUCAGUCAUCAAAUUCUACCCGGAUUGGUGCCAUUGUUUUUCCUGCCUCCGCCGCUCGGAUCAAUAUCCAGACUAUUCUGCGACAGGAUGGCUGGACUCGAUCCGUUCCGCAUUUCUCUGCCCGCCGCAAGGUCCCAUGGCGCGAUUGAUGUCGUUCCUCUUCCUCGCCGCGCUCACGUGGGCGUUCGCUUUUCUUCUCUUACUCCAAGUAGGGAGCGACCAUUUGAAGAGUCCCGCCAGUCCGAAAGGACCCAUCUCCGCGCUCGCUAUCCUCCUCGUGACGGGAUUGUUUGCGGGUCACUGGAUAAAACCGAUCCGUCAAAUCGCUCUGACCAUGAUUCUGACCCGAGCCGGGUUGGAACUGAGUCCUAAACAGUUGCGCAAAUUGAAAGGCGUCGUCCCCAUGUUAGCCUUUGGUCCUUGUCUGGUCGAAGCAUGCGUCUGCGCAGCCAUGACUUAUCUCCUCUUCAACGUCUUUGGCGAUGGCAACAAUGCCAAAAUCAGUAUCCCCAUGUGCUUCGUGGCCGGCUUCGCCCUCGCCGCCGUCUCUCCGGCCGUCGUUGUUCCCGGAAUGUUGUCCCUGAAACGUAGAAACCUCGGCGUAACCCAAGGAAUUCCAACCCUGCUGAUUGCCGCGUCCUCGAUUGACGACGUGCUGGCCAUUUCGCUCUACACGAUCUGCAUGGGAUUAGCCUUGGCAGGAUCGAGCAAAAAUUGGGAAACGUUCGCAUCCGGUCCGUUGAGCAUUUUGGUCGGAACUUUUCACGGUUUUGCGGUCGGUGCGGUGAUGCAUUUCAUCCCGGCGCGGGGGAACAGCAAUAAAGCGCAGAUUCGCCUUUGCCUCCUCCUCUUGGCCAAUUUCGUGGCAAUGUUUGCCUACGAAGAGUACGAGCUGUUGAGCGGGGCGGGGAGUCUGGCCGUGUUGGUGACCGCGUUCAUCGCCUCGUUCGGCUGGCGGAGUCAGCCCCAUUGGAAAAAGAGUAUGAAGGCGAUCGAGAGCUGGUUAAGUUUGUUGUGGACGUUGUGUGUCCCCCUACUUUUUGGGACGAUUGGGAGGGAAAUUGAUUUUCAUGGGAGUGGAUUCGGAGGGGUCAGAGUCGCCAAGAUUUUAGGAGUUAUUGCCGUGUCGUUAGUGAUUCGUUGCUGUACAGCCUUCCUGAUCGCGGGGAUGCCAGGGCUAAACGUUCGCGAGCGACUUUUCUGCGCGCUGGCAUGGAUUCCGAAAGCCACCGUCCAAGCCGCCCUUGCGCCCCUCGUCGUCUCCAAAAUCCAAAGCAAACCGGACAACGAGGCCUUCAAACCGCACGGCGAAAUAGUCGUCACGCUGGCCGUGUUGGCCAUCCUGCUCACUGCGCCCCUCGGAUCCGUCCUGAUCGCCUACUUUGGACCGAGGUUGCUCCGAAGAGCGACAAUUCCCGAACAGAUCACGUUGGCAGAAGAAUUUCCCAAUGGAGAUGGAGUUGAUCCGCACGAAGACAUGGUCACAGUGAAGCCGCAUAAGCUGUCUAACGGCCCCAUGAUCGUGGGUGGGACAGGGUCACUCGACUCCAUGUCUCCCUCCGCUUUCAGAGUGUCAUCUCAGACGCAAACGGUUCCUCGAAGUGCGUCCGCCGACGCUAUGCUUGAAGGAGGAGGACAAGUUCACAAAAAUCGUCAGGAUCACGAUCAAAAAGCCUUCUGGAAUUUUUGGUCGUAGCUUUGCGAAAAACAUAAUGAAAUGGGAAGUUAUUAGGUGGGAGGGAGAG
Molecule: messenger RNA, 2035 nt
Organism: Folsomia candida
Lineage: Eukaryota; Metazoa; Arthropoda; Collembola; Entomobryomorpha; Isotomidae
Product: sodium/hydrogen exchanger 9B2
Exons: 7
Coding region: 1-1986 (661 amino acids)
Biological process (GO): proton transmembrane transport
Cellular component (GO): membrane
Molecular function (GO): antiporter activity
Source: RefSeq, a predicted model, not a curated record